This is a messenger RNA of Ananas comosus (pineapple), 2680 nucleotides long. RefSeq names its product probable serine/threonine-protein kinase WNK2. Gene Ontology annotation, biological process: protein phosphorylation; intracellular signal transduction. Gene Ontology annotation, cellular component: cytoplasm. NCBI's taxonomy places the organism in Eukaryota, Viridiplantae, Streptophyta, Magnoliopsida, Poales, Bromeliaceae. The transcript has 8 exons. Bases 229 to 2103 code for a protein of 624 amino acids. The record is from RefSeq and is a predicted model, not a curated record. Gene Ontology annotation, molecular function: protein serine/threonine kinase activity; ATP binding.
AAUUAAAAAAAAAAAAAACCUAAACUCCUUCGUGUUUUCUCCCAACGCGAUCGAUCGCGAUCGCGAUCUCGAUCUCGAUCUCGAUCUCCGACGCGUUUUACUCCAUUUCAUCCAUUCUCUUCCCGUUUGAUUGAUCCGAAGCUUGGAACGCGCAAUUCGGGAUCGGAAUCGUUAGGGUUCCGCUAGGGCGACGAGGAAUCGGAGCUUUCCCUCCGCACGGGAUCGGAAAUGGCCGCGGAUCCGCCGCCGCCGCCGCAGCGGGAGGCGGUGCUCCGGCGGGAUGAGGCCGACGCCGAGCUCUUCGUCGAGGUCGAUCCCACCGGGCGCUACGGCCGAUAUCGCGAGGUGUUAGGGAAGGGUGCGUUCAAAACAGUCUAUAAAGCAUUUGAUGAGUUGGAAGGUAUAGAGGUUGCUUGGAAUCAGAUAAAGAUGGCGGAUGUGUUGCGGAAUGCGGAUGACUUGGAACGGCUCAAAUCGGAAGUCCACUUGCUCAAAACUCUAAAGCACAAAAAUAUAAUCAAGUUCUACAACUCGUGGGUCGAUACCAAGCAUGAUAACAUCAAUUUCAUCACUGAGGUCUUCACCUCCGGAACCUUGCGCCAGUAUCGUAACAAGCAUAAGCAUGUCGAUCUAAGAGCUUUAAAGAAAUGGUCGAGACAAAUAUUAAGCGGCCUUCUCUACCUCCACAGUCACGACCCACCGGUUAUUCAUAGAGAUUUGAAAUGUGACAACAUCUUCGUGAAUGGAAACCAGGGUGAGGUGAAGAUUGGCGACCUCGGGUUGGCGGCCAUUCUUUGCCAUGCCCAUUCGGCUCGUAGUGUCAUAGGAACACCUGAGUUUAUGGCCCCAGAGCUUUAUGAAGAAGAGUAUAAUGAGCUCGUCGACAUUUAUGCAUUUGGAAUGUGCCUACUGGAGCUGGUCACAUUUGAGUACCCUUAUUCGGAAUGUACAAAUGCAGCUCAAAUAUUCAAGAAGGUGACAACGGGUACAAAGCCUGCUUCAUUGGCUAAGGUCCAGAAUCCUGAAGUGAGAAUAUUUAUAGAGAAAUGCAUUGCCAAUGUUUCUGAGAGAUUGUCCGCAAGAGAGCUAUUAAUGGAUCCAUUUCUCCAAUUGGAUGUCGAGAAUGAACAAAUAGGCCAUUCUUUGCGGUCAAAUAUCAACCAUUCAGGAAAUGCAGAUAAUGCUGCGCACUCAAAUGCAAGCACCAGUUACACGUCCGACAAAGUAGAACCAACUACAGCAAGCCGAGAUUUCACUGUGGAAGGACAACGCAAAGAUAUGAAUACGAUAUUUUUAAAGCUGAGAAUCGCUGAUUCAACAGGUCAAAUCCGAAACAUCCACUUUCCAUUUGACAUCGAAGCCGAUACUUCAUUCAAUGUUGCCACUGAGAUGGUCUCAGAAUUAGACCUCACCGACCAAGAUGUCACAACCAUUGCCGCAAUGAUUGAUGCAGAAAUACAAGCCUACGUUCCGGAAUGGCUUCCGGGGGAAGCACUCGACGACAAUGGCAAUGAGGACGACAAUGGCAAUGAGGAAACAAUAUCUGAAAGCCACAACUCUGAAGCUGAUGACAUAGUUUCUGCUUUGCCCAAUGAGCCAGAAGCACUUCCCUCUAGUGGUGGGCUUGUCCUGGAACGGCUUCCUUCUGGUCGGAGGUACUGGUCCAACUCUCCCAGAGGGACUAGUGAAGGCUCUCCCUCAGCAAUCACCCAAUCAAAUGUAUCUUCUGAUUCAAACUCGCACACCAACGACGACUCCCCUUUUGUGGUAGAUUAUGAGAACCAAAUAGCACACAAAAAUGUGCAUUCUCCUGAAGAUAAUUUCGAAAUGACGUCCUCCGCCGGCUAUUUGGUCUUCCGAAAUCCAUCUUCCAGUGAUGCUGUUGAUAUCAGUGGUGAGGAUUUGUUAGAAAACGAGUCCAAAGAGGUGAGAUAUGUUGCAGAGAAACUGGUGUAUUUGCUCCUCGAACAGCAAAGGGAACUGAAUGAGUUAAGACAGAAACAUGAAAAGGCCAUACUUGAUAUAUUAAAGGAACUACCUCCCGAGCUUCACAAGAAGACUUUGAACCGGUGCCGCUUGAAACUUCAUCAUAAUAAGGUGUGAGUUAAAACUUCAUCAUAAGAAGCUCGGAAAUUCACAAUGGAUGUAUUGCAGUACCAUACAUCAAACUCUCCUGUGAAGAGUGUUCUGUGAGUAUCAGAACAGUCCACCGUUUCUAAGAGGGCGACUUUUACGGCGGUGGUUUCAACAUUUUCUAUAACUUCAUCGCAUUUUUGGGGAAAAUUUGAGGGGGGGUUAGUCGAAAACCUGCUAUAUCUCUGAAAUUCAAGUCAUUUAUGCUGCAGGAAAAGUAUAAAAGUUUUGAGGCAAGUCAAAAGUGUUGAUGGCUUACUGUUUUCGACUAGUGCGACAGGGUCGGAUUACCCUAACUAUGCUGCUGAGUGUUUUUUCUUGUCAGUAGCCUGUUAGUCAGCUUAAAUUUCUCAAGUUAAAUUCUAGCUUAUACAACCCAGGAUUCAAUGGGAUUAACAUAGUGUACAUUCCUCAAAUCUUGAGAUACUAAAGUAUGUUGCUUCAUGUAGUUUUCUUUUCAUGCAAAUGAUGAUGUCUUGUCACAUAUUACAUAUUAACAUUAUAUAUUCUUUAAUCUGUUCAUUAUUAAAAUCCCAUUGGAUGCUUC